Molecule: messenger RNA, 783 nt
Organism: Juglans regia (Persian walnut)
Lineage: Eukaryota; Viridiplantae; Streptophyta; Magnoliopsida; Fagales; Juglandaceae
Product: dynein light chain 1, cytoplasmic-like
Exons: 3
Coding region: 126-464 (112 amino acids)
Biological process (GO): microtubule-based process
Cellular component (GO): dynein complex
Molecular function (GO): dynein light intermediate chain binding; dynein intermediate chain binding
Source: RefSeq, a predicted model, not a curated record
UAAAACCAUACAUACCCAGGGCGAAAAGAGUACUUAUUGAGAGGGAGAGGGAGAGAGAGAGAGAGAGAGUGGUAAUUUGCUGUGGACAGGGGCCAGGAGCGAGAGGGAGGAAAGCCGGAGGCAAAAUGAACGAAGACGCCAAGAGGAUCAUCCCGGGAGGUCUGUUGAUCAAGUCUCCGAUCUCAGACGACUUGAUUCCCUCUUCGGUGGCGGCAACUCCUCUCCCUGAUAAACGCGUCAUUAUCAAGAGCGCCGACAUGCUCCCCGACGUGCAGAAGGAGGCCAUCGACACCGCCAUCGCCGUCAGCUCUUCUCUGAUACUUAAUUUUAUAUAUUUAAAUUUGAGGCAUUUGAGAAGCACGGUGUGGAGAAGGACGUUGCGGAGCACAUUAAGAAGGAGUUCGACAAGCGGCACGGCUCCACCUGGCACUGCAUCGUUGGUCGUAACUUUGGUUCCUAUGUGACUCAUGAAACAAACCACUUCAUCUAUUUCUAUUUGGAUCAGAAGGCUGUUUUGCUAUUCAAGUCUGGAUGAUUGUCAUCAUGACGUUUAUGAUGAUGGUGAUAACGAUCAUGAAAAAUCCGUGAUUAGGACACUGUAAUUAGAACCUGUUUGUUUUAAUUGAAAGCACUAGCAUGCAAACCUUUUCAGGACAUUCCUGUGUUCAACUUGUAUAUCUUGUAUAACUUCAAUUGGCUUUUAACUUUGGAUAGCAGUCGUGUUCUUGACUCGAGUGCAAUUCGGAAUUAGUGCAUUGGGUAUCAAAGCAUAUCUAUGUUUAA